AUGUUGACAUUCUCUAGUAUAAAGGCAGGUAUUGGGGAGGAGGAGAAGCUGGUGAACCAGAUUGUUUCACAGAGGAAGCUGUCCAAAUCCUUACUGAAGCAUGGAAACACGGCAGGAAAGUCUUCCAUAACGGUGAUUGCUGAGGAGCUGUCCGGUAAUGAUGACUAUGUCGAACUGGCAUUCAAUGCACGGAAAUUGGAUGACAAGGAUUUCUUCAGCAAGUCUGAUCCAUUUCUGGAGAUCUUCCGCAUGAAUGAUGACGCUACUCAACAGCUUGUCCAUAGGACUGAGGUUGUGAUGAAUAACUUAAGCCCAGCUUGGAAAUCGUUCAAAGUCUCUGUAAAUUCUCUGUGCAGUGGAGACCAGGACCGUCGACUGAAGCCCUGGGUAGGAAGAGUAGUUUGCUUCUGA
Messenger RNA from Vombatus ursinus (common wombat), 411 nucleotides. Its product is annotated as copine-4-like. Gene Ontology annotation, biological process: cellular response to calcium ion. NCBI's taxonomy places the organism in Eukaryota, Metazoa, Chordata, Mammalia, Diprotodontia, Vombatidae. Bases 1 to 411 code for a protein of 136 amino acids. The record is from RefSeq and is a predicted model, not a curated record. The transcript is spliced from 6 exons. Gene Ontology annotation, molecular function: calcium-dependent phospholipid binding. Gene Ontology annotation, cellular component: plasma membrane.